AUGCUCCACCAGCCAUUACUUUGCGGUUCUAAAGUCACCACUCCCUCCACAUUCUUCGCUUCGGCGUUUUCCGCCGGAAACAACGCUGCCCGCUGUUCGUUUACUGGAAAUUCGUCCGUCCGUCACGUGAGGUCGGUGAGGUUUAUGAAGCAAGCAUCGGGAAGCAAAUCCAACAAUGAACGUGGUGUUUUUAGUGAGACAAUGGAUCGUGCCAAGCACAGGACAACUAAUGCUUAUGGCGGUCGUGCUCAAGAAGGGGGGGUUCUUGAGGAAGAAUCCUCCAAAGUGAUAGAGAGCAGACCAUCAUGGAAAAUUUUCCCAGGCCAGGCAUUUCCAUUAGGUGUAUCAGAAGUUGACAGUGGCAUCAAUUUUUCCAUUUUUUCACAACAUGCAACUGCUGUCACACUUUGUUUAGUCCUUCCAGAGAGGGGAAGUAUUGACCCAUUGGAUGGUGGCAUGAUAGAAAUUGUCUUUGAUCCUAAUUUGAACAAAACCGGGGACAUUUGGCACAUAUGUAUUGAGGAUCUCCCUCAAAGCAAUGUUCUCUAUGGAUAUCGCAUAGAUGGACCUCAGGACUGGGGUAAGGGGCAUCGAUUUGACAGCAGCAUUGUGCUUGUUGAUCCUUAUGCAAAACUAGUUGAAGGUCGAAGAUAUUUUGGGGAUGUUAACAUGAAGUUGUCUACGUUUCUUGGCACAUUUGAUUUUGACAGCCUUCCUUUUGACUGGGGAGAAAAUUACAAGCUUCCAAAUAUUUCUGAGCUAGCAUUCUACCUUCGCUUUAAAGAUCUUGUUAUAUAUGAGAUGAAUGUCCGUGCAUUUACAAUUGAUGAAUCUAGUGGUUUGGAUAGCAACAUUCGUGGCAGCUACCUUGGUGUGAUUGAAAAGAUUCCACACCUUCUAGAGCUUGGUAUCAAUGCAGUUGAAUUGCUUCCUGUCUUUGAGUUUGACGAGUUGGAAUUCCAGAGGCGUCCAAAUCCUAGAGAUCACAUGAUUAAUACAUGGGGUUAUUCAACAAUAAAUUUCUUUUCUCCUAUGAGUCGCUAUGCUAGUGCUGGUGGAGGAUCAGUUAAUGCUUCUCGAGAGUUCAAAGAAAUGGUUAAAGCCUUACAUUCUUCUGGUAUAGAGGUUAUUUUGGAUGUUGUCUAUAAUCAUACUAAUGAGGCUGAUGAUGAUAAUCCUUACACUACCUCAUUUCGUGGCAUAGAUAAUAAGGUUUAUUAUAUGCUGGACAAUAAUGGGCAAUUGCUGAACUUCUCUGGCUGUGGCCCAAUGUUCGGGCUGGGGCUGAAGUUUGUUGAUCCCAAUGCUAGGCAUGUCUGGCUAAAACCCACACACAGUUAUCAUGACAAGAAAUCUACUGGAAAGGAACCACAAUUUUAUCCAAAUUGGACUGCUUUUGUUAAUGCUCAAUGUGUCCGGAAUCAAGGACCUGAACCUAUGCACCUAAGGCACUGGGUCACUGAAUAUCAUGUGGAUGGAUUUCGAUUUGAUCUUGCAAGUGCCCUGUGUCGAGGAAUUGAUGGUUCCCCCCUCAAUGCGCCCCCACUUAUUAGGGCAAUUGCAAAAGAUGCAGUCUUAUCAAGAUGUAAAAUUAUUGCAGAGCCUUGGGACUGUGGAGGUCUUUAUCUUGUUGGGAGUUUUCCAAAUUGGGAUCGGUGGGCUGAAUGGAAUGGGAAAUAUCGUGAUGAUGUACGGAAAUUUAUUAAGGGUGAUUCUGGUGUGAAGGGGAGCUUUGCUACUCGCGUUGCUGGGUCUUCUGAUCUUUACAGAAUGAACAAGCGAAGGCCAUAUCAUAGUAUUAACUUUGUUAUUGCUCACGAUGGAUUCACCUUGCGUGAUCUUGUUUCAUACAAUUUCAAGCAUAAUGAAGCCAAUGGGGAAGGUGGAUAUGAUGGUAGCAAUGAUAAUUUUAGUUGGAAUUGUGGUUUUGAAGGGGAAACUGAUGAUGCUAGUAUAAAAGCUUUGCGAGCACGGCAAAUGAAAAACUUCCAUUUGGCAUUAAUGAUAUCUCAGGGUACACCAAUGAUGCUAAUGGGGGAUGAAUAUGGACAUACUCGCAAUGGAAAUAACAAUAGUUAUGGGCAUGAUACCGCCAUUAAUAGUUUUUUGUGGGAUCAGUUGGAUGCCAGGAAGAGUGAUCACUUCAGGUUUUUCUCGAAGGUGAUAAAGUACAGGCAUGCACAUGAAGUAUUCAGUCAUGAAAGUUUUCUCAGCAAGAAUGACAUAACAUGGCAUGAAGACCAUUGGGACAAUCAUGACAGCAAAUUUCUUGCAUUCACGCUUCAUGACAGGAGCGGGGGAGACAUCUAUUUGGCAUUUAAUGCUCACGACUACUUUAUCAAAGUUCUGCUGCCCACGCCUCCAGAAAAGAGGAAGUGGCAACGUGUGGUGGACACUAAUCUCAAAUCGCCGGACGACUUUGUUCAUGAUGGUGUCCCUAGCGUAGGAAACACGUAUAAUAUAGCUCCAUACUCCUCCAUUCUUCUUGAGGCGAAGUUUUGA
Sphenostylis stenocarpa is the source of this 2502-nucleotide messenger RNA. NCBI's taxonomy places the organism in Eukaryota, Viridiplantae, Streptophyta, Magnoliopsida, Fabales, Fabaceae. The record is from the annotation of a GenBank genome assembly.